Molecule: messenger RNA, 613 nt
Organism: Juglans regia (Persian walnut)
Lineage: Eukaryota; Viridiplantae; Streptophyta; Magnoliopsida; Fagales; Juglandaceae
Product: autophagy-related protein 8i-like
Exons: 5
Coding region: 65-436 (123 amino acids)
Biological process (GO): cellular response to nitrogen starvation
Source: RefSeq, a predicted model, not a curated record
GCUGCUGCUUCUUAUCUCUCCCCAUUUCUCUGCGAGUCUGAGACGGUGGGACACGCAAACCCCGAUGGGGAAGAGCAUGUCCUUCAAGGAAGAGUUCAACUUCGAGCUAAGAUAUGAGGAAUCGAGUGAAAUCCUCGCCAAGUACCCCGACCGAGUCCCUGUCAUUGUGGAAAGGUAUUCAAGAAGUGAUCUUCCUGAAAUGGAAAAGAGAAAAUACCUUGUUCCCCAAGACAUGUCUGUGGGGCAAUUUAUUUACAUUUUGAGCGGCAGACUUCAUCUGGCCCCUGGAAAAGCUCUCUUUGUAUUUGUGAAGAAUACCUUACCGCAAACUGCUACUUUGAUGGGCUCUGUUUAUAAAUCUUUUAAAGACGAGGAUGGAUUUCUGUACAUGUGUUACAGCACCGAGAAAACCUUUGGUUAUGCUACAAAUCAGUGAAGGUUGUUCUUUUAAUCUGUCUGAUAUAUGGUGUGUGAUUGUGGAUCUGGUGUUGGCACAAUCAUUUAUCUUGUAAAUUUUAUGUACAUACCAAAAUGACACAUCAAUUUAAUGCACACUAACCAUUUGAAGUAUAUGAAAUGCAAUUAUUAUUUUAUGGGUACUCUUCUUUCGAAA